Molecule: messenger RNA, 5386 nt
Organism: Clupea harengus (Atlantic herring)
Lineage: Eukaryota; Metazoa; Chordata; Actinopteri; Clupeiformes; Clupeidae
Gene: atxn2
Product: ataxin 2
Biological process (GO): cytoplasmic stress granule assembly
Cellular component (GO): cytoplasmic stress granule
Molecular function (GO): mRNA binding
Source: RefSeq, a predicted model, not a curated record
CAGCCAUUUUCUCCUCUAAUGCAACCUCUGGCAUUUUGUUUUCAUUCCUUUAUUUAAUUCACUACAGUAUGUAUAAAUCUAAUGUCAAAGGCUUACUUAUGUUCUACCAAUCCCCCUUUUCCAAAAGACUUUGCCUUUACAUCUCACGUUGUAGAGUGUAAGAGCAUACUCUUUGACUGGUUGUGAGAGGUUCCAGCAACAGAGCAGUGACUGUGCUUUUUGCAGUUUAGCAACAAAUGUUUGAAUACAAUUAUGUGCUGCGAGGUCUCAGCCAUUUUUUCCAGUCGCUGAUGUACUGUAUGUUUGUAUGCACACACACACACACACACAUACGACCUAUUUUCUCAUUGAGCCUCAGAUAAAUUCUGAUGAGUGUUUCACCAAAUUUCAGCACUAGACAAAAUCGUUAAUUUGAUUAGAGUACGGUCACUAAAAAACGUAACGUAAAUGAAUGGAGUACCUGUAUGCCUCAGCCUUGACCUACAGGGUUUUUCCUGUCUGUGAAUACACGGCCAUUUGCUGCUCUGUCCGCCCUAAAGCACAUUUUGACUUCAUUUUGUUUUACUAUUAUUUCCUUUGCCUCCUGUUUUGUUUUCUGUCCAGUAGACACUAAUUGUUAUCAGUUGUGUGGGCACGUGUGCUGUUUGAAUUAGAAUGUGGUGAUCUAAUGUGAAGUGCAUGGUGUUCUGCCUCUCCUGUCUUCCUAAUCCCGCUGUGUUAGCUGUAGAACAGUGUCCACUGUGAACCUCGUUCUCCCUGACGUGCAGUGUGGUGUGUGUGUGUUGUGUGUGUGUGAGCUCAGACACCGUGCCGCUGGCAUGCCAUCAUCGGUUCCAGCAGUUGCUCUCCAGGGUAGCGAGUCAUGUAGCUCUGUUUUUGGGAUGCCAGGCCCCACUGGUGUCGGAGGAAGUCCAGUACCAAUAACUUUUGAUCAAUGAUAUUCACUGGCCAGCACUCAAAUUCAUUGAUCUCGUAAAUACUUCUGAGUGUAUGGAUACAUUGUUCAGGACACAUUUUUAGGAUAAAUGCCAUGAUGCAGAGUAUUGGGACAUUCUGAAAUAGAAUUCUGAAUUCCUGGAUUUUAAUGGUAAACUUUCCUUUACGACAUUGGUUUCUCACAGUGGGAAUCAUGGAAUAGUACUAAUGCUAUCUGUAUGGACACCUAUCGAUCACAACCAAGAACAGGAACGCAAAGUUGGAACGUUAUUUUACAUCUAACAAGCGCGUCAAUCAAGUGCUCAGUUAGCUGUCCCUCUGGGCUUUAAGUGUAGACUUAAAUACACAUACACUAUCAAUUGGUUGAAGUACCAGUUUAGGUGAUGCAGAUUUCAUUUAUCCAGAAUACAAGGAAGGACAGACCUGAAUUCUUAACAUGGAACAUAGCAGUGAAAGAAUUACUGUUAUUUUUAAACUGGCCUUUCUCGUAAUGGGGAAUGAGGAUGUAAUCAUGAAGAAACGUUGCCAGAAACACCCUCUGUGUCAGGCUGCAGAGCUGGUCCCUGUGAACGUGCUCCUGGCCACCUGAUCUGCUUACCCAUAACUCCGCUGGAUCACAUGAACGCUUUUCCGCAGCCUUUGGCUUCAUUUCAGCACACUCCUUACAGUGGGUUCUUCCUCUUCGUCAUGUGCUUGGUGAUCAUGGGGUCAACUGACUAGGUGAAGGCUUAAAUCGCUGUUAGCAUUUAGCCGUCUGACAAUCAAGGGAAGGAUGCAAUACGGGGGUGCUCAUGAUCUGAUAACUUCACAGACUCCGCUGUGAGCGCACGGGUGAACGGCGAGCACAAAGAGAAAGAUCUGGAGCCGUGGGAUGGGGGAGAGCAGCACGCCACCGACAGCCUGGAGUCUCUGGACACGGACCUGUCUAAUGGCUGGGACCCUGAUGACAUGUUCAAGUACAACGAGGAGCAAUACGGCAUCAAGUCCACUUAUGACAGCAGCCUGUCUUCAUACACAGUUGCCCUGGAGCGGGACAACUCGGAGGAGUUCCUGAAGCGAGAGGCACGGGCAGCCGCGCUGGCAGACGAAAUAGAGUCGAGUGCCACCUACAAGGCCCGCGUGGCGCUGGAGAACGACGAGCGCUCCGAGGAAGAGAAGUUCACCGCAGUGGUGCGAGGAGGAGAGCGGGAGGGGCACCCACUCAACAGAGAGAACAAGUACAUUCCCCCCGGGCAGAGGAACCUGUCAUGGGGCUCCGGCCGCCAGAACUCCCCCCGGCUGGCCCAGUGCAGCCCCGGCCCCCACACCCCUCGCUCUGCUCCCCAUGACUACAGCUCAUCCCCCAACAUGGACCAGCGCGUCGUCAACGGAGGUAGCCAUCCCUGGCCAUCCCGCUGCCAGUCUCCCUCCUCUCGCCCGCCCUCUCGCUACCAGUCCGGCCCCGGCACUUCCAUGGCCGCCGCCGCCUCCUCCUCCUCCUCUUCCUCCUCAUCUUCAUCCUCCCUGCCCCCCAGGGCGGCUACGCCCACCCGACCUCCCUCCAGACCCCCCUCCAGGCCGUCCCGGCCCCCGUCUCACCCCUCACCCGCCCCCAUCUCCACUCUGCCCAAACGCAUGGCCUCCGAAGGUCCUCCCAGGAUGUCCCCCAAGUCACAGCGCACUCCCCGGACGCACCGCGUUCCCUCCUGCCGUGGCGGAGGACCUCCGGGAGGGGACUUCCUGUCCCACAAUGCACCUGGGGAGGCAUCGGCUCCCCCAGCCGCUCGUAGUAGCCCCUCUGGUGGUACCUGGUCUUCCGUGGUCAGUGGAGCGCACAGACCUCGAUCCCCACGGCAGAACAGCCUGGGUGGAGCGUCUCCUGGGUCCUCUGCAGUGUCCGCUCCCCAGACUGGCACUGCCCCUGUGGAUUCAGUGGCCACUCCCAUGACGGCUGGAUCGCCCAUCGCCGCCAGCCCCGCCUCCAACCUGGCAGCCACGCCAUCAGCCGAGGCGAAAGAGCCUCGGGUGCAGGAGGCAAGGCAGAACUCUCCCACCGCCAACAAGGAGAACGUGAAGCCGACUGUGGAGUCGUCUGCCAGCAUGGCCAGAACAGUCAGCAAAGGACCUCCCAGCAUGGCUCCGGACCACAGAAAGCAAAUAGACAAUCUGAAGAGGUUUAGUGUAGAUUUCAGGCUGCAGUCCAGUUCAAACCCAGACCCAGUCUUCGACGCCAAGACCGGUCCCGGGGAGAAGCCGAAGGAGCCUCCGCUGGACAAGGGCCCCGCCGACUCCACCGGCUCCAAAGCAGACUCCUCUGGCAGAGACGAGACCUCCACGACCCCUGUUGCCACGGCCACGACCCCCAACAUGAGCACCGGAACCAAGACGGGCGCCCCCUCCCCGUCUCCCUCUCCCUUGGGCGCGGAGCAGAAGAGAAGCCCAGACGUGACCUCACAGGGCGUCCAGACGUCCACCCCGGCCUCCAGCGGCGGAGCGGCCAAACCAGACGGAAAGGACGACAAGGAGGAGAAAAAGGACCCAGUGCCCGAAAACAUAAGGAAGUCCACCCUCAACCCCAACGCCAAGGAGUUCAAUCCUCGAGCAUUCUGUACACCACCUAAGCCGGCCACGCCGACCCUGCCACGACCCCAGGGCCAGCCUAGCCCCUCCAUUGUGGUGCAGCAGCCGCCGACUGUGUACGGCCAGCCCGUGUGCUUCCCCCAGAUGUACCCGCUCACACCCGUCAGCCCUGGAGUUCAGAAAAGCAUUAUCUGGAAGCCUCCAGCGAUGUACCAUGUGCAGGUUCCUCAUAUGACGGUGAGCCAGUCCAAGCCCUACAGACCAGGUAAAGUGCCCAACAUGCCCCAGCAGAGGCCUGAGCAGCACCACCCUCAGGGCACGUCGGCCAUGAUGCACCCCGCCAACGCUGCCGGGCCCCCCAUCGUAGCACCGAGCCCAGCCUACCAGACCCAGUACUUCACCUGUAGCCCCCAGCAGUUCGCCAGCCAGCAACUGGUGCAGCAGAUGCCACACUAUCAGUCACAGGCCCAGCAUGUCUUCAGUCCUGUGAUGCAGGGCGGUGCCAGGAUGAUGACACCGCCUGCACAUGGUCAGCCCACACUGGUGUCCACCUCCGCCGCACAGUAUGGCGAGCAGACACACACUAUGUAUGUGUCAGCCGCCCCAAUCCCACAGCAGUACCAGCACCCCAAUGCCACGUUGCACGCCCACCCGCAGCACCCCCAGCCCUCUGCCACCCCCACGGGCCAGGGCCAGCAAGGAGGGCAGCACGGGGGCAACCACCCUGCACCCAGCCCCGUGCAGCACCAGCACACGCAGCACCAGGCCCAGCAGGCGGCCUUGCACCUGGGCAACUCGCAGCAGCAGCAGAUGUACUCAGCCCUGGCCCCCACCCCGCCCUCCAUGACCCCUGGGCCUAACCCGCAGUCGCCCCAGGGCAACUUCCCCUCAGCCCAGCAGGCUGUCUACCUCCACCCCCAGCAGGUGCAGCACGGGUACAACCCCUCGCACAUGGCCCAUAUGCAGCAGGCUCACAUGCAGUCUGGUAUGCACCACGCCCAAGCCUCGCAUCCCAUGAUGCUGAUGGCCACACAGCCCCCCGGCGGGCCCCAGCAGCAACUCCCCCAGAACGCCCUCAACCCCAUCCCAGUGUCCUCCACAACACACUUCUCCUACAUGGCACACGCCCCAGUGCAACAACACCAUCAACAGCAGCUAUAGUGGAGGAUGACUGGCGCGUGGCACCCCCCUCUAUCCCAGAAACCAAUCCUCAUACCCCCAGAGCUCUCCCCUAGCCCGAUCCCUCGAUCCUCCAAAAAGCCCUUACUUGUCCUGAACCAGGGGGCAGUCACUAAACCCACAUCAUGUUGCCCUAUCCUCCUUUUCUUCCCAGUAAUCAAAGAGUACUAACAGGUAAAAGAGGUGUCGAACAGAGUUUUUAACAAAAAGUUUUAACGAGAAUGGACCCUUCCUAGAUGAUUCAAAAACGGUGCAAUGCAUCUUGCAGUUGGCAGGGGGCACUAACUGCAAACCUGAAUCAGCAUGCCAAGAGCGAAGACAGAGAGUAAAACUGGAACUUGCGUUUCCAUCUGCACCUUGAAACUUACAACUCUUCCAAUGUAUACACAGUAUUAACAUUACUGUUAACUGCUGCUGCUAUCGCUGCGUUCAAGACUUGGGGUUAAACUACCAACAAAAAGAUAUCUGAUAAACAAAAAUGAAACAUGUUGUAACUUAACAAAAGAGAAGCUUCCUGUAACAAACCGAUUUGGCAGAAACUGAGGGAUUAUUUAAGAAUUAUGAUGGUAAGCCCUGAUUCACUUGACCGUUGCAUAACUGUUAAGUUUAAAAAAAAAAAAAAAAAAAGAAAACUUUUACUUUGUAGAUAAUAUAAAUGAAUAAAAAAUUAAGAAAAAAAUACAAAAACAUUAAAAAAGAUUUAAAAACUGAA